AGAGAGAGAGAGAGAGAGAGAGAGAGAGAGAGAGAAGCACGCAAGCGCUCAAGCGAGUGAGAGAGAGAGCGAAUGUGGGAGUCCAAUAGCACUAGCUGUGUAGCUCUAGCGAAAAAAAGAGGGCAGUAGAUACAUUCAUAACAAAUCUUACGUUAUAAAGAUUUGGAAACGUUUUUGAAGAGAUCUGAACCGCUCCUGUUGUUUUUUUUUUUUCUCCCUGUACUGGCCAGCUUGAGGGAAGCAGCACAAGAAGGGUUCAGAACAGUUGGCUUUCGUUAAAAAAAAUUUAUUUGACAGGUUAAAAAAAAAAAAAAAAAAAAAAGGAGAAUUUUUAUUUCCCCUUUGUUUUUUGUGCGUGUGUACCCUUACAAUAAUAUAAAAUGGUUGACCGAGACCAGCUGGUGCAGAGAGCCCGGCUCGCCGAGCAGGCUGAGAGAUACGAUGACAUGGCUUCAGCAAUGAAAUCGCAGGUGACGGAGCUGAACGAGGCUCUGUCCAACGAGGACCGGAACCUGCUGUCGGUGGCCUACAAGAACGUGGUCGGGGCGCGGCGCUCCUCCUGGAGGGUGAUCAGCAGCAUCGAGCAGAAGACCUCUGCCGACGGCAACGAGAAGAAACUGGAGAUGGUGCGCGCCUACCGGGAGAAGAUCGAGAAGGAGCUGGAGACGGUGUGCAAUGACGUGCUGGCCCUCCUGGACAAGUUCCUCAUCAAGAACUGCAAUGACUCGCAGUUCGAGAGCAAGGUCUUCUACCUGAAGAUGAAGGGAGACUACUACCGCUACCUGGCGGAGGUGGCCACCGGUGAGAAGAAGGCAGCUGUGGUGGAGUCUUCCGAGGCUUCGUACAAGGAGGCCUUCGAGAUCAGCAAGGAGCACAUGCAGCCCACCCACCCCAUCAGGCUGGGGCUGGCGCUCAACUUCUCUGUCUUCUACUACGAGAUCCAGAACGCGCCCGAGCAGGCGUGCCACCUUGCCAAGCAAGCCUUUGACGACGCCAUCGCGGAGCUGGACACUUUAAACGAGGACUCCUACAAGGACUCCACCCUCAUCAUGCAGUUACUACGAGACAACCUGACCCUCUGGACAAGCGACCAGCAGGACGACGAAGCUGGAGAGGCCAACAACUGAAGAGCUUCAACCCCCUUCCCCCUUCCCACCCUCUACAACCCUCCAGCCUCCCUCCCCACCACCCACACUACCCCCUACCCUCCGUGCUGCGUACCCUGGCGCUGACUGUAUCUACUGUCCACACAGCUGGUUCCUUCAGCUGUCCACCCAUCACAGCAUUACAAGAAACAUUUAUCUCAAAAAUAAUAACGUCUUCGUUGGCAAUGUUGGGUUUGUGUUGGCAAUUUAAAGAGACCUUUUUUUUUUUCUCGCUGUAGUCGCAAAAUUAAUUGUGCGCAAAUGAAUUAUAAUAAUGUUAAAGUUUGCAAAGUCAGUUGGCAUAUCAUCAUGUCAGUUGGUUAAAAUAAAAAAUUUAAAUAAAUAAAUGAAUGGUGAGAAUAUUUAAUAUAUUGAUAAUUUGUUAAGUAUUAGUGACAGUAGAAUUAUUUAAUGGGGGCGAAAAAUCAAUAAAUCAGUGAAGUUAGAGAAUGAUUUGGUGAUUGAGCUAUCCGAGAGAUGUGAUGGUUUAUCUGCAGUAAUGCCUUGUGCAUGCAAAAGGAGAAGGAUCAUGUUUAGGCAACCUGUUGGAACAGGAAUAUGACUGUCGUAAGAAUACACAGCUGUGUUUCUUCAGUUAACAGACUUGAAUCCACGCCAUUGAAGGAAAAUACUCUUCUUUGCCAUGUUUGUAAUUUAUGUGAAGUUAUUUGAUGUACACAUAUUUAGGUUCCUAAUGCAUUACAUUUGCUUAAAAUGUUUUGAUACGUGUAUAAGAUACACAUUUUAUCAAGUGUCUGUUGUUUAACUAAAACAGUGUUGAGCGGGUUUUAUUUCAUUUUUUUCCUUGUGAUUUUGUUUUCUAUUUUAAACCGUUUGCCUCUCAGUCAGAUUGUAUUAAGACUACAUUGAAAUGGACAUGGAUGGAAUGCCAAACUUAAAAUGAAAUGUUUUGGGUUGAAUGGAUUCAAAUAAAUGCUGCUUCAGGUGUA
Molecule: messenger RNA, 2095 nt
Organism: Polyodon spathula (Mississippi paddlefish)
Lineage: Eukaryota; Metazoa; Chordata; Actinopteri; Acipenseriformes; Polyodontidae
Product: 14-3-3 protein eta
Exons: 2
Coding region: 381-1127 (248 amino acids)
Biological process (GO): signal transduction
Cellular component (GO): cytoplasm
Source: RefSeq, a predicted model, not a curated record